AGUGAUUUUCAAUAAUGAGGAAACCAAAGAAUAAUGAGAGUUGAGAAUGAGAUUGAGGUCCACCGUGAACCUCACCUCAUCUGAUUGAUUCUUGACUCGUUAAGCUUACGGGAUGAUGAUUCACCACAAUCAACAGGAAAUCACAUCAACGGCCAAGAUUGCAAAGAAGGGGGUAGGUAUGGUAUGAGUGGGCCCCACAAUACCAACCCCCAGCCCAACUGUUUGGAUUUGGAUGAUGAGGGAGGGUAAGGUAAGCUGGUAAGGUAAGAGAGUGACUUUUUUCCUGUUUUAAUUAAUUAAUUAAUUAAUCUUUUUCCAUUAAUUUUCUUCUACCAACGCCACCAACAACCGAGGGAGAUUAAUUAUUAAUACGAGCGAAGUAAUAAUAAUCUUUAUAAGGCAAAGGGAAAGGCAAACAUCUUCAUUUACCAAAGAUAAGCUAUAAAUAAAUAAAGCCAUUCUCUUCCCUCCCAACAAUCUCCUCUCUUCAUAUUCUUUCUUUCUUUCUUCUGGAACUGCAACUAUAGAACCAGAAGGAAGGAAGGAAGGAAGAAGAUGAAGGUCAUAGACAAGAUCCGGUGUGAGGCUAACAAUGACAACGUCGUCUUCUCCUUCGAGUUCUUCCCACCCAAGACGGAGGAAGGAGUCGAGAACCUCUUCGAGAGGAUGGAGAGGAUGGUAGCUCACAACCCAGCCUUCUGCGACAUCACUUGGGGCGCUGGAGGCUCCACCGCCGAUCUCACUCUCGACAUCGCUAACCGAAUGCAGAACACAGUCUGCGUCGAGAGCAUGAUGCAUCUCACUUGCACCAACAUGCCACUGGACAAGAUCGACCACGCUCUCUCCACUAUCAAGUCCAACGGCCUCCAGAACGUCCUCGCUCUCCGCGGCGACCCUCCUCACGGCCAGGACAAGUUUGUCCAAAUCCAAGGUGGCUUCGCAUGUGCUCUUGAUCUCGUCAAGCAUAUCCGGGCUAAGUACGGUGACUACUUCGGCAUCACCGUCGCCGGCUAUCCAGAGGCUCAUCCGGACGCAAUCGGCCCCGACGGCCUCGCCUCACCCGAAGCAUACCAGGUCGAUCUUGCUUAUUUGAAGAGUAAGGUCGAUGCUGGAGCUGAUUUAAUAGUCACUCAACUAUUCUACGACACUGACAUUUUCCUCAAGUUCGUCAAUGACUGUCGCCAAAUUGGGAUUAAUUGUCCCAUUGUUCCCGGAAUUAUGCCUAUCAAUAACUACAAAGGCUUCAUACGCAUGACCGGAUUUUGCAAAACAAGGAUUCCAUCUGAGGUCACCGCUGCCCUGGAGCCUAUUAAGGACAAUGAUGAAGCUGUGAGAGCGUAUGGAAUUCACCUUGGAACUGAAAUGUGCAAGAAGAUUUUAGGCAGUGGCAUAAAAACAUUGCACCUUUACACUCUUAACAUGGAGAAAUCAGCAUUGGCCAUACUAACGAAUCUUGGGUUGAUUGAAGAACGUAAAAUAUCCAGACCCCUUCCUUGGAGACGUCCUGCUAAUGUUUUCCGAGUCAAAGAAGAUGUCCGUCCCAUAUUCUGGGCAAACCGCCCGAAGAGCUACAUAUCAAGGACUACUGGCUGGGACCAGUACCCACAAGGACGAUGGGGAGAUUCUCGCAAUCCUGCAUAUGGGGCUUUAACUGAUUAUCAGUUUAUGCGACCACGUUCACGUGACAAAAAACUUGUGGAAGAAUGGAGCAUUCCUUUGAAGAGCGUUGAAGAUAUUCAUGAGCAAUUUAAGAAAUUAUGCCUUGGAAAGUUGAAAAGCAGUCCUUGGUCUGAAUUAGAUGGACUUCAGCCUGAGACAAAGAUCAUAAAUGAACAACUAGUGAAAAUAAACGGAAAAGGUUUCCUGACUGUGAAUAGCCAACCAGCAGUAAAUGGGGAAAGAUCUGAUUCCCCAGUAGUUGGAUGGGGUGGGCCAGGAGGAUAUGUUUAUCAAAAGGCGUAUUUAGAGUUCUUUUGCACUAAGGAUUUGUUGGACGCCCUUGUUGAAAAAUGCAGCAGGGGUUUCUCAUCUUUCACCUACAUGGCUGUGAACAAACAAGGGCAUUGGUUGGCAAAUGUUGAUCAAACUUUUGUCAAUGCCGUAACAUGGGGAGUGUUCCCAGGAAAGGAGAUCAUCCAGCCAACUGUUGUGGAUCCUGCUAGCUUUACGGUAUGGAAAGAUGAGGCAUUUGAAAUCUGGUCAAGAGGAUGGGCUCGCUUGUACCCUGAGGUUGACCCUUCUAGGAAAGUACUUGAAGAGGUGGAGAACAGCUAUUUCUUGGUCAGCUUGGUCGAUAAUGAUUACAUCCAUGGUGAUCUUUUUGCAGUUUUUAAUGAGUUCUGAGUUGUGUUGUCCUUUCUAUUAGCUAUUAUUGAAAAUGAAAAUUAUGCUUUGCUCUUUAGUUGGUUUGUAAUUGUUAUUGUCCUUUGUGAAUUGUGUAAUAAUAAGAUGAGUUUUGGAACCUCCUCCCCUGCUGCGAUCCAGAAAUAUGGAGCAGUAACAGUAACUGCAGACCCAAAGCCGAUUUCUGUAAUUGUUGUCUACCUUAUUCAUUGUCGUUACAAGUUUUAUUUAUUUAUAGGGUGAUUCCAUACAAA
This is a messenger RNA of Cannabis sativa, 2597 nucleotides long. RefSeq names its product methylenetetrahydrofolate reductase (NADH) 2. Gene Ontology annotation, cellular component: cytosol. Bases 556 to 2343 code for a protein of 595 amino acids. The transcript has 9 exons. Gene Ontology annotation, molecular function: methylenetetrahydrofolate reductase [NAD(P)H] activity; FAD binding. Gene Ontology annotation, biological process: tetrahydrofolate interconversion. Lineage: Eukaryota; Viridiplantae; Streptophyta; Magnoliopsida; Rosales; Cannabaceae. The record is from RefSeq and is a predicted model, not a curated record.